GUUUCAGUUCUGGAAGUUUAAAACCUUAGGACUUUAUCUCUCCUCUCUCAACAACCUAAGACCCAGUUCUCCGGCCAAUAUCGCCGGGAUCUGGCCGACAAAUCCUCAAGGGAAAUCUUUGGGGAUUAUAUAAGGUUAAGAGCCAGAAGUAGUUUAUUAGUGAAGUUGUUUUAGUUGACACAAAAACCAUGUUCCUUUUUUUUUUUUUUUUGUCAAUCUUUUCUGGGUUUGGUUCAGAUAUUAAAAAUCAGUGUGGUGGAAUAGUAUAAGAUGGUGACAGAGUUAGGUGCUUUUAAGGUUAAGUUUAUGGCUAUAUAAGAGUUGGGUUUUGUUAUUUUAAUGCCAAAUGUUUUAAGAAUCGAGAAAGGUUUAGACUUUCAAGGAGGUUUGAUUAUUUAUGAGCACCUCGUGGGCUGAUAACAUUUACUAUAUAUAUGUGCUUAGAAUAAUCUGUACUUGAGACAGUUUAGACCAAAAAUUUUGAGUGAAUGUUCUUAAUUACCACUGUUAAAAGUUAAUUUUUAACACUGAAGCAUUCAAUAAAUAUAAGGCUUCAGUAACAAGUUUGUGCGAGUAAUUGGGUGAGUUUGAAGUGGAGGGAAGUAGUAUUGCAACAAUGUGUAGAGCGGAGGGUUAUGAUCAGAAGUGUGGUUAUAGGGAGGAAUGUGAGGUGGGAUUCAAGUUUUUGAGUGAAGUUAAGGUUGGAAAAUCGAAGAGGUUUAUGGUUUUGAGGCCUCGAAUGAAGCUGUUCAUCAUUCGGGCGAUAACAAUUAUGCUGCUUUGUGCUUGUGUUGUUCAGUUGAUGGCUCUGGGAGAGGCGUGGGGGCCAAGAGUGUUAAAGGGUUGGCCUUCUUGUUUCAGUCAAUCAGAAUCAGAAUUGUCUCUGCCCCUUGAAUUGUCUUAUGCUUCAAUCAAAGUUCCUUCCCCACCAAAAAGGGUAUAUAAGAACAAUGGUUAUCUAAUGGUUUCCUGCAAUGGAGGACUAAACCAAAUGCGAGCAGCAAUAUGCGACAUGGUUACAAUUGCCAGAUACUUGAAUGUCACACUUAUUGUUCCAGAGCUGGAUAAAACCUCUUUCUGGGCUGAUGCAAGUGACUUCCAUGAGAUAUUUGAUGUCGAUCAUUUUAUCACGUCGUUGAAAGGUGAAGUUCGCAUAUUGAAGGCAUUACCACCAAGGAUCAAGAAAAGACUUGAACAGAAAAAUUUAUAUUCAUUGGCACCCAUCAGUUGGUCUAACAUGUCCUACUACCUUAAUCAGAUUCUUCCUCUGCUGAAAAAGCACAAAGUUGUACAUUUAAACAGAACUGAUACUCGGCUGGCUAACAAUGGACCACCUCUUGAGAUUCAGAAGCUGCGCUGUCGAGUAAACUUCAAUGGUUUGAGGUUUACUCCCCAGAUAGAGGAAUUGGGUAGAAGAGUUGUCAGGAUUUUGAGGGAGAAGGGACCUUUCCUGGUCCUUCAUCUCAGAUAUGAAAUGGACAUGUUGGCUUUCUCUGGCUGCACACAUGGUUGCAGCACUGAUGAGGUGGAAGAACUCACAAAAAUGAGAAAUGACUAUCCUUGGUGGAAGGAGAAAGUUAUAAACUCCACCAUGAAAAGGCAAGAAGGUUUGUGCCCUUUGACACCAGAGGAAACUGCAUUAGUAUUGAGUGCACUUGGAAUCGAUCGUAACGUUCAAAUUUAUAUUGCCGCCGGGGAAAUAUAUGGUGGGGAAAAGAGGAUGGCAAGUUUGGCAGAAGCUUUUCCUAAUUUGGUCAAAAAAGAUACUCUACUGGAUCCCUUGGACUUGAGCUUUAUCAAGAACCACUCAUCCCAAAUGGCAGCAUUGGAUUAUCUUGUUUCCCUGGAGAGUGAUAUUUUUGUUCCUACAUAUGAUGGAAACAUGGCUAAAGUCGUUGAAGGCCAUCGCAGGUUUUUAGGAUUCAAAAAGACAGUUCAGUUGGACAAAAAGCAUCUGGUUGGGUUAAUAGAUCAAUACAACAAUGGAUCAUUCAGCUGGGAUGACUUCUCUUCUGUUGUGAAGGAAGCUCAUGCCAAUCGGAUGGGAAGCCCAAAGAAACGUGUUAUAAUAUCAGACAGACCAAAAGAAGAGGAUUAUUUCUAUGCCAACCCAUAUGAGUGUCUGCAACUGUUGGAUGAACCAUGGAGAAUCACAUGAUGUCUCCCUUCAUGUUUGCAGCCAUUUCUACUUACCUGCUUAAUUAAUCACAGAUGGGUAUCUUAAUUCUUUCACAGUGGUUUAAAUACAGAGAAUUUGGAGUGGACUUUGGAAAUGUGUUUCCAGGGAUAUUAUAAUAUUUUCACAAUUUUGAAUAAUAAGAUUUAUGUACAUAUCGAAGACCCUUCCAUUUUUGGGGCUGAUAUUAAAUCAGCUAAAGCUAAAUUGUAAAGAGAAGUGGAGAUUCUUCUGCAUUAGUAGUUUUUGGAAUGGUUAUCUUUAA
Messenger RNA from Corylus avellana, 2441 nucleotides. RefSeq names its product rhamnogalacturonan I rhamnosyltransferase 1. Lineage: Eukaryota; Viridiplantae; Streptophyta; Magnoliopsida; Fagales; Betulaceae. Gene Ontology annotation, cellular component: cytoplasm. The record is from RefSeq and is a predicted model, not a curated record.